Molecule: messenger RNA, 1394 nt
Organism: Saitoella complicata NRRL Y-17804
Lineage: Eukaryota; Fungi; Ascomycota; Saitoellomycetes; Saitoellales; Saitoellaceae
Product: cytidine deaminase-like protein
Exons: 1
Coding region: 6-1043 (345 amino acids)
Molecular function (GO): zinc ion binding; hydrolase activity
Source: RefSeq, a predicted model, not a curated record
GGAUCAUGUUUGUUGGAAUUGCCGGCCCCAUUUGCUCCGGUAAGCAUGCCGUCGCGGACUAUCUGGUAGAGAAGCACGCGUUCACGCGGAUCCGCCUACGAGAAGUCGCCUCUGUCAGCCCUGCGCUGUCAAGAUUGGCCCUGACUCCAUCUCCGUCGUGCUCUGAUGUCAAGGCUGAGCCGAAGAGCAACGACCGAAACGCACAACUCGUCUUCGACCACAUCGACGAAGUCUUAGAAUACGUCACGAAGAGAUGGCGAGACCACUUCGUUACAACAGAUAUUCGAAAAGAAAGUGAUCUCGAAACACUCUGCAAACGUCCAUUUUUCCUCGCGCUCGGAAUCGACGCACCCGUCACAACCCGCUACGAACGUUUCGUCACCCGAUGCGCAGCAAACGGAACCCCACCUCCCUCCUUCCAAAACUUCGUCGCACAAUCCGAUGACGAUCUCUACUCCUCUCCCUCCCCAAUCGCUCCAAUUCUCCACCGCGCAACAGUACGGCUCCUAAACCCCUCCCAAUCCCUCACCACCCUCCACCAAACACUGGAGAACCUCAACCUCCUCGAUCCAGCACGACUACGACCAACAUGGGAUGCAUACUUCAUGUACCUAGCAGACCUCGCCGCCCGACGGUCCAACUGCAUGAAACGCCGCGUCGGCGCCGUCCUCGUCCGGGACCAACGCGUCGUAAGCACCGGCUACAACGGCACCCCAAAAGGCAUCACAAAUUGCAACGAAGGCGGUUGUCCACGCUGCAACGACGCCACUACCGGUGGCCACGGACUCUCCACCUGUUUCUGUAUGCACGCAGAAGAAAACGCGCUCUUGGAGUCAGGAAGGGAAAGAGCGACGGAUGCGGUGUUGUAUUGUAAUACGUGUCCGUGUUUGACGUGUAGUAUCAAGAUUGCGCAGGUGGGGAUUAGGGAGGUUGUUUAUGAUGUUGGGUAUAGUAUGGAUGAGAUGAGUGCGAAGGUGUUGAGGGAGGCUGGGGUUAAGUUGAGGCAGUAUAAUCCGCCGACGGAGGGGCUUGUUAUGGCAUAGGCAUCUUAGCAUACAGACGUCGUUUCGUCUGACAAUCAUGCGGCGUGUGAACAACACGCCUUGAUGUAAGCGUAUCCUUGGUAUAUUGGUAUCUCAGGCAACCACACCUCGGUCAACUCAUUCAAACACCGCUCUGCCUCAUGCAAAUGCUCCUACAUGCUCCCCCAUCAACCGUGUUCUCUCGAGCUCGUGCCACGCUGCCCUGUUCCAUUGCUUACUUUGGCAGAUCAUCCGGCCCGAAACUCCUCGGCAACAACUCAUCCAACUUCAUAACCUCACUCUUCCCAUCCGGCGUAAACAUAUACACCGGCAUACCAACAUCACAAAACUCCCUCAUCGUCUGUCUACAAA